This is a messenger RNA of Fonsecaea pedrosoi CBS 271.37, 402 nucleotides long. RefSeq lists its product as uncharacterized. The record is from RefSeq and is a predicted model, not a curated record. Bases 1 to 402 code for a protein of 133 amino acids. The transcript has a single exon. NCBI's taxonomy places the organism in Eukaryota, Fungi, Ascomycota, Eurotiomycetes, Chaetothyriales, Herpotrichiellaceae.
AUGAGCUUCCAUCAAUACGACGGACCCGCAGGCGAAUUCGCCCAGAACCACGGCUUCUCCCAAGCUGUUGUACUGCCUGCGUCGGCCAAGAUCGUCAUCACGGCCGGUCAGGCAGGGUGCGACUUGAAGACAGGCAAGGUGGUGACAACGUCUGCGGAGGCCCAGAUCUCGGCGGCGUUUGACUGCGUCGAGGCGGCGUUGAAAAAGGCCGGCGUCGAAAAGGGCCUGCUGGGUGUGCACAAGUUCCUGACAUUCAUGCUCGACACCGACCUUGAACCCGUCAUGAUGAAGAUCUGGCGCGAGCGAUGCCCUGGUCACCGGCCAACCUGGACGUGUGUCGGCUCAUCGAAGCUGUGCUUUCCUGAAAUGAUUGUCGAGAUUCAGGCCGAGGCGACAUUGUGA